AUGAAAUGCCAGAGCUUUGGCAGCAGUAGCCACCUCGCCUCCUUUCUCAGUUCAAAAGAGAGUGAGAUUGUGGCUGGAAACAUUCUUGAUGAAUACCCAACUAUGAAAGAUGCCUGGAUUGGACUGCAUGAUGCCAAAAAGACAAGGAGGUGGAGAUGGACUGAUUCCUCAACCACCAACUUCAGACCUUGGAACCGUGGGGAACCCAACAACCAAGGGGGGGAAGAAUUCUGUGUCUAUCUGUCAGCCUCAGCAGGGUUCCAGAAAUGGAAUGAUGGCGACUGCAGAACAGAAAUGAGCUAUAUCUGCAAGUUCAGCCUCUAAUAAGGAUAGCA
Hemicordylus capensis (graceful crag lizard) is the source of this 335-nucleotide messenger RNA. Its product is annotated as C-type lectin-like. Gene Ontology annotation, molecular function: signaling receptor activity. NCBI's taxonomy places the organism in Eukaryota, Metazoa, Chordata, Lepidosauria, Squamata, Cordylidae. Bases 1 to 324 code for a protein of 107 amino acids. The transcript is spliced from 3 exons. The record is from RefSeq and is a predicted model, not a curated record.